AUGGAAUCAGCGUCGCAUAUGCCCACAUUCCCAGCACCACAUCUUCCCGACGAAAUCAUUUCCGAGAUCCUCGCACCUGCCCUUGACGUCGACGACGACCUUUUCACCCAGUCCUUGGGCACCGGCCGCCACUCGCCAUUUGUGCGUUUCUCAGAGUCCCCCUCUGCCUAUCUCGUCGUCUGCAAGGCCUGGCUGCGGGUGGCGACGCCGCUGCUCUACAACGUCGUCAUCAUUCGGUCCAAGGGACAGGCCCAGGCGCUCGCGGCCGUGCUCAGCAACAACCCGCUGUUGGGGUCGUUUAUCCGCAAGCUGCGUGUCGAGGGCGGCUAUGGCGCGUCGAUGUAUAAGGUGCUGACCAAUGCACCGAACAUCACCGACCUUUUUCUCGCGUUCAACAUGUACAGCGCGGACAAGACGGACGGGCUGUGCAGGGGACUGGAGCGCGUCAACCCGCGGAGAGUCAUCCUGGAUACGGGGGAGUACAGAUCCAACAACGCCACGCUGGAGCUGGGGGACGCUUUGGUAGCCGCUAUACCGAAGUGGGACCGUUUCGUCUGUCUCGACAUCGCCGCCGCCCACACCAGCCUCCCAUUCAUACCAUGCGCCAUUGCCGCCAGCAGAACGCUAACGCACAUCGUCGUCGGGAGCUGCUACGAAGCUACAUCUGUCUAUACUCACUCUACGCAGUGCCCAUUGCGCAUACUCGAAAUCAAAUCCAAGAGAUUCGAAUGGAGCAUGUUUACCCUUUCGUACCUGCAUGAUCUCGAGGAAAAGUUCAAGACAGGCGGACGUGCAAUAGAACUGAGGCGGCCGGCUGACAUCAACGAGACGCCUCGCCCAUCCGUCUCGUCGACCAGGAAUAUCGACAUCAUGGUUGUGCGAAAAAAACCGGAUCCCUGUUACCGGCCCAUGGCGGAUGUGGCAUUUGAUGUCCAGAAGCGCAUCUGGUCCAGCAUUUUCUAUUUUGCUCUAUCCGACAGUGGCUGGCCCCCGGCGUGGCGCGCCCGCAACCGUCAACCGCACAACUUGCUUCUUGUGUCAAAGCUGUUUCUGGCCGCUGGAUCCAGGUGGGUCUAUCAGAACGUCGUGCUACGAUCCUUUCGGGACUGGCCGCUACUCGCAAGGACCCUCGAUUCAAACCUAGCAUAUGCACGAUAUAUUCACUCGGUGUCGCUGACCAAUCCGAGCAUAUGUGUGGCCGACCAAGACCACAAUGCCUUUCUCGAUGCGCUCCUGCGAAUUGUGCUUCCCUCUCUGCGUCACCUCAAAUUUCACUGUGCAAUCGCAUCCUAUUGUCAUUGGCUUUUCCUCAUCCAUGGGCAUCACCUCAUAACGCUGCGCGUCUCCGUCAACACCCUCCGUGCGAUGCGAAACGAUCCCGGUCGUGUGGCCGGAUCAGAGGUGUCGAGUCCGGCGGCCUCUGUGUUUGACCUAUGCCCUAAUCUCACACACAUGACCCUGGACAGCAGCGACAAAUACUCAAGCUCAGUCGCCACCAUCGACCUGCUCGCCACGCAAAACGCGCACCGCGCGCUGCAUACGCUCACAUUCUGUAUCUUUUACUCGGCGAACCGCGACCACGGUCGGGAAUGGGCGCCGUUCUUUGCGGAGCUUGCGGCGCGCGUUAUUCCGCGCUGCCUCCCCACGCUGCGGGACGUCGUCCUCGACGCGCACUUCGAGUGGCCGACUGCCGAACGGGACAUCGGCAGGAACCCCUGGGUGGGCAUCGCGGACGACUUGAUUGCUGCCGGGGUGCGGGUCAAGAACCGGAACGGGACGCGCUGGCGCUCGCGGCUGAAGACGGCCGGCGGGCGGAGGACGGCCCGGGCGAGCACGCAGAGCAAAGGUAGCGCGUCCCCGACUCAGACGAGACGCCUGCGACUCGGAACGCGGGCGGCCGGGGCGAUUGAGGGUUAG
Messenger RNA from Mycena indigotica, 1917 nucleotides. Its product is annotated as F-box domain-containing protein. NCBI's taxonomy places the organism in Eukaryota, Fungi, Basidiomycota, Agaricomycetes, Agaricales, Mycenaceae. Bases 1 to 1917 code for a protein of 638 amino acids. The record is from RefSeq and is a predicted model, not a curated record. The transcript has 7 exons.